Trypanosoma grayi is the source of this 5172-nucleotide messenger RNA. RefSeq lists its product as hypothetical. The transcript has a single exon. Gene Ontology annotation, biological process: tRNA methylation. The coding region runs from base 1 to 5172 and encodes 1723 amino acids. The record is from RefSeq and is a predicted model, not a curated record. Lineage: Eukaryota; Euglenozoa; Kinetoplastea; Trypanosomatida; Trypanosomatidae. Gene Ontology annotation, molecular function: RNA binding; tRNA (guanine) methyltransferase activity.
AUGAGGGCGAAUCUCGAGGAUGUCGUUGCAGCGCUGCAUCGCCGGUUUGAUGAACGUGGUGCUUACGCUCACCCGUCUCAUGCGUACAGCGUCGCACAGGAGCUGACAAAUGCCCUGACAACGUCAGAAUGCCAAUGCCAGCUGCAGCGUCUGCUUUCUCUUUUUGAGUGCGACAAGGAAGAGUGCGCUGUGGCUCAUGUCGUUGCUGCUGGUGCAUUGGUGUGUGGUGGUGUUGGCGCCGCUCUGUCUGAAGAGGAAGAGCGGCGGUGGGAAUUGACGACGCAUGCGAUGCUGACGGCUCAUCCGCCCUUCUCAACGUCGGUCGUUGCUGCUGUGUGUUACUGCGUUGCGCAGAUGGCGGUGAAAGGCCGCUGUGCCGCUUUGGUGCAGGCGGCGGGGACGGCGCUUUGUGGUGGCAUCGUGUCGAGCACAACCAUAACCGAGGAGGCUGCGAUGGAACUGCUGGCGCAAUGCGCUGACACGCUUGUGAGUGAUCGGCAGAAGGAGCAGGAAAAGGAAGGGGGGGACGCCAUAACACUUCGAGAUCAGAUAGCAAGUGAGACGGCACUCAAAGAUAUGUUGGUCCGCUGCGCACUUGAUGCAUUGUCUUGCGCGCGGGGCGAUGCCAUGCUGACAUCUUUUCUUUCUCGCCGUGUGCUGAUCCCGUUGCUCCUGUCAGACGGGAAUGCUUCAUUGUCCAAAUACGACUCGUGCAUUCAGUCUUUGUUGCUGUCCCUCACCGCUGACAAGGCGAAGCAGAGCGAGGUGGUGGUCCUCAUCGCUGCAGCAUUUGAAUAUGUGUUUCGAUGCAGAGACGGCGACAAGCAGCGGGAUUAUCGAUGCUCUCCGCAUUUGUGGGACACGCUCCACAACGCAUUUCAGGAUGCGCUUACCAGUGAGGGGGAAUCUGGGCACCGUGCGAACAUGCAGCUGCGCGCGGAGUAUCUCUUGAAGCGUGUUGUUGACUUCACACGUGAACAGGAGGUGCAGGAGGGGUGGACACAGAAUGUUGGGUUUCACCGGUACUUUGUGUGGGUUCCUGCUGUAAGUCACACACAAUGGGGAUUGUUCUUUCUUGUCCUUGAAGCCACCAACGAGUACGGCCUACACAUUAUUCAGCCCGCCCUUCCUAAGUUAGACGUUCUCGUGGAACAGUUGGCGUCUGACGCUGCGGCUUGGAAGGAGAAUAUUAAGAGUAAUAACAAUAAAAACACCAGCAACGAGGAUGAUGUGAUGGUGGUGGGGGCUGCGCGUUUCACUGGUGGGCUCCACCCUGUGUGGGUCGAGAUGCUAUACUUGAAGAUGCUGCUGCAUCCAAACAUGGCCUUCCGGAAGAUGGGACUGCGGCGUCUAUGGUCGCUGAGCACGCCGCUUCUGCAACUCUUCUCAAGCGCCUUCCUGUUCACGAAUAUGGUGGAGGUGUCGCUCGACUCGCGGCUCUGCGCGGAGCUGGAUCGUACUCCGCAUCUCUUGGCCUUCUUAGGCGCCAAAGGCUUUGAGGGAGAAGAGGUGCGCGCGCUGGCGGGCACGGCAGGACCACUUGCCGACCAACUCGAACGUUUCUACGCACGCAUUUUCCGUGACGUUCUGUGCACAGCUGAUGAACGCAGGGAGGCUAUGCGCCGAAUGCUCCACGUCGUUGCGGCAAAGCCAAGCCCACACGCGGCGACGAUGCUUCUUCGCAUUCUAAACGGCGUCGCCGUGGCGCUGGCAGAGGACCAUGAGACAAAAAGUAGGCAUGCAACACUUGGGAUGAUCACAGACCCGGGUGUGCUGCAGGAGUUGUUUAUUGUUUUGCGUGACGCAGCACAGGAGAAUGUCCCCUUCUGGCUUGAUGUACGGCUGAACGCUAUGGCCUUCAGCGCGCUGCUGCACUUUGCUCGAGUCAACCCUGAAGCAGCGCGGCAGUCCUGCGAAUUUUGGAGGCUGCUCUGUAUGUGUGGCCCUCUUGGGCACUCGGGUGGGAACGGCGCAGUUGCUGUUGACUCAGUAGGACACGUUGGCAGCGUCGGUUCAUGCAUUGACCCGUGCUUUCUUAACGAUCAGCUGCUGCGUGUCUCUUGCAAUGUCCUUAUUGAGGGAAACAAGUUUACCUUCUUGCGAACGAUAUUGCAAUCCAACCGUUUGCUGGAAAAUGUGCAACGGUUUCUUCGUGCAUCCUGUUUUGAUGAGGUGCAGGCGAAGCAGCUGCUGUUCCUCUCUGGGGCAAUGCACAUGGCGGAGCCGCAGGACAGACAGGUGCUCGCAGACGUGGCGCGAGAGAUUGCAACAGCUCUCUGUUCCCUAGUGAAGAGACCGUACAGCUCUCCUGGCAACCUCCUUGCGUCUCUGCUCGCAUUCGUGGAGUUUCAUCACUCGGUUGGAACGGAAGCGAGCACGCAGUACUUCUCUCUGACGACAGUUGUGGAUAUGAGCGAAGUUAUAUAUACACUGGCAUUCAGUUCUCUUCGGCAGGCGAUUCACGCGAUCGCAGAAGUUGCAACCCCCGAUGACUUCCUCAAUGAUGUCUGGGCCCUGCAGCACACGUCAGAGUGGGACGCCGUAGUUGCGGCUAUGGUGUCUACAGGGCAGAUCGCUGCUUCCCAUGAUUCUGCCAGCGCGCCGACACGGUUGCAAUCGCGGCAGCGCAUUGAGGAGCUUGUGGAGCUUUUGGUCUCUGGUGUUAGUGGGAUUGCUACGAAUGCCCCUUCAUCAGAUGCCAGCUGUAACGUGGCUUCUCACUUCGCAAAGAUGGUUGUCGCUCGUAAUGCUUCGCGACUUCUACAAGGUGUGCUCUGUGGCUUGAUUGCUUUGAAGUCUCCAGCUGCCAAUCUACAGGACGUGGACAUAGAGGCUGGGGUCUUCUGCUGCUGCUGCUGCUGCAACACCGACAACGCGGACCUUCCCCGCUGGAUUCGCCAACUCAUGUGCUCUCCUAUGCUGCGUCUGACAUCAUGCGAUGUUCCGUGCUUGCUGACAAACCUUUCGUGGUCGACUGUUUUGGCACAGUACUACGGCGGUGUGUACAAUGCCGUGUUCAUUCUGUGCAACGCUGUGGAUACACGGACUUCCCCGGACUUAGUCGUGGAGCUGCAGGAAUACGGACUGGACCACGUGGAGCGCUGCUGGGGGAGCAACCUGACAAGUGUGUACGGCAUUCUGUCCUGGGUUGCUGCCGCUGCUGCUGCUGCUGAUGAACCUAAAGGUGUGGAUCACGCCGCCAUCAUCCACGCCAUGUUUGAUCACCUGAACGACGUUGGGGCAAAGGAGCACGGACGUGUUUCUGUGCUCGCCUUCAACGCACUCCGCUGCGGCGCGACGGAAAAUGAUGAUCUGAUCAAGUCGUGUCUCAGUCGGGCACUGCUGGACGAGGCAGAAUCAGAACGUUCUGGCUAUGUUGCGGCGGUGACGAUUGCGACGGAGGUGAUGCGUGAUCCUGAGGCGAACUGGCCACGCUUCAAGGAGCUCCUGCUCCACGUCGCGGUGCUGUACAACUCCAGCCGUGAAGAGGAGGCCUCAGAGGUGAUGGUCGCCGCAACAGAGCCAGUUCUGCUGGCAUGGUCUGAGGCGUUGCGUGUACAAUACACACCCACUGUGCGGCUUUCAACUGUUGGCCGCGCCCUCGCGAUUUCCACAACUUUGUGGUGCUGCCAUUUGCGUCCUGAAUGGGCGACAGAGCUGUCGUUGGAGCUGUUGGAUUGGAAUACUACCCACGAGGUUGUAAGCUCCGAGCCAUGCAGACCAAACUCCAGAUCACAUCGCUGUCGUAUUCGUUUGUGGCAAAUGUUGUGUGCGCUUUUACCAAUGAUCGAUGAUGCUGAUUCCCAACGCAAGAUGCUGCAAACGGUUAUACAGAAGUGCCUCCCUCUCAUCAAUAUGGGCAGCGUGAGGCGCCUGAUGGAGCUGUACGCAUUGAAGCUCCUGGAAUCUCAGCCCGGCCUCUACAAGAUCAUUGAUGACGCAAUGACCAACUACGGUAUUCGGCCGCAGGUUUGCGGCAGCUAUGUCUUGAUCGCGGCCCACACGGUACUGCAGCAAGUUCGCGGAAAGGCGGGACACGUGGAUGGUCUCUUUGAGGCGAUGCUUCACCGCCUUUUUCAACAGAGUACUUCUCACCAGCAUCUGCUGCGCAUCAUCUCCCACAUUGGCCUCUACCACAUCCAUGAGGAGUGCUUGGCAAAAGGUUUGAAAUUCUCACCUGCUGAAGAAAUGAUGUUUGAUUACAUUGCCCGUGCCCCAGAGCACGUGAGGUUCCGCGCCAAGCAUGCCGAGCAGCUCUUCUUUGAUCUGGCGGAGGCGUCCACUCCGCGGCAGAUAUUCUGCAUCCAACGGAAGGAGGGUCACAACAUUCUCUUGGAGAGUAUUCCUGCUGCUGCUUUCGAGCGGAUGCGUUUUCUUGAUCGCGAGUUCCGCAGCCUCACCGGUGCGCUGAGCCCACUGGAGAUGCUUCGCGUGCAGCAGGUGUCGCAACACAACUCCAGCCACCAUGUGCUGGAACUCUUCAAGGACUUUCCGUACAUUCCACACACGGAGAUUCACGCGGAGUACUGCGUUGAUUACACCGCAGAGGCCCUGGCGCUGUUGGUGGAGGACAAUGGCCUCGCCGAUGGCACGAACACUGCGGGCGGUGACGAAAAUAUUCAGCGCAAGGUGACACCGUGGUGGAACAGCCAUGUAUACAACGAGCUGCACCCGCGCGCACUCAAGACAGAACGACAGCCCCUUGUUGUAAUUGGAUCCCUCCUGCAAAACCCUGUCAAUGUUGCUGGCCUCUUCCGCUGUGGCGAGAUCUUUACUGUGGAGAAGAUCGUCGUGACUGAUGCGGCGGUGUUUGAGCACCCGCACUUUGUUGCGGCCGCCCGUAGUGCCGAGCUGUGGCUGCCAUGGAAUGCGGUGCCGGAGCGGGACCUCCCGGCGUACUUGACAUCGCUGCGGCAGGAUGGCUACACCCUCAUCGGCGUUGAGCAGACGGCCAGUAGUGUGUCGAUGGCGUCGUACAAAUUCCCCGAGCGCGCUGUCAUUCUUCUUGGGGCCGAAGGCCACGGUGUGCCGGCGGCGCUGCUGCCGUUGCUAGACGUCUGUGUGGAAAUACCACAGUUUGGCCUUAUUCGUUCGCUUAAUGUGCACGUCACGGGUGCAAUCACGAUGUAUGAGUACACUCGUCAGCGCCUGAUGGAUAAACGUGCCUCGUAA